Messenger RNA from Toxorhynchites rutilus septentrionalis, 4208 nucleotides. RefSeq lists its product as uncharacterized. Gene Ontology annotation, molecular function: monooxygenase activity; iron ion binding; heme binding. Bases 67 to 3939 code for a protein of 1290 amino acids. The record is from RefSeq and is a predicted model, not a curated record. NCBI's taxonomy places the organism in Eukaryota, Metazoa, Arthropoda, Insecta, Diptera, Culicidae. The transcript is spliced from 15 exons.
GAUUCAGUCAUUGGCAUAGUAUCGGGAUAUAUCGUCGUACUAAGGAACGAUCUGUGCUUGCUCGUGAUGAUAAUUGUUGUGUUAACCGCGCUUAUUGUGGCGCUGAGUCUAGUGCAAUAUGUCGGAUUUCGGAGAAAAAUGUCGUUCGCAAAAGUCCUUCCGACAGUGCAACCAUACUAUCCAGUGGUCGGCAAUGGGCUCCUGUUUCUCGGGAAGAAUGGUGGAGAGCGGUUCACUAAUCUUGCCAGUGCAUUGGACCAUCCUGCCAAGUUGUUCAAAUUGUGGCUAGGCGUGUUCCCGCUUAUAUGCACCAGUGACCCGAGCAUGGCACAGAAGAUCUUAACACAUCCAAAUUGUAUGGCGAAACCAUUUUUCUAUGAUUUCUUCAAAGUGGAUUUCGGACUAUUCUCGGCCCACUACAACGUGUGGAAGACCCAGCGGAAACACCUGAACCCAACAUUCAAUAUGAAAAUUUUGAAUGGAUUCCUGCCGAUCUUCGAUACGUGUGCACAAAAUUUGGUGCAAAGACUUUCCAAACUCCCGAAGGGGGAACCGGUACCCAUUACAGAUCAUAUGAUGCGGUGUUCACUUGAAAUGGUUUGUGCGACGACCAUUGGUUCGAAUGCCAAGCAAGACUCGGGAGUAGAUGAGUUUUUGCAGAUAGUUCAAAGAAUUUUCCACCUGGCAUCAGAGCGUGUGCUCAGCGUGCACUUGCACUGGGAAAGGUUUUACCAAUUAACUAAGCAGUACAAAGAAGAUGUGGUACUGAGAGAAAAGAUGUAUAGUUACGCUAACAAGAUUCUGAAGGACGCAGUUGACCGACGGAGUAAGUUGGUGACUCGACCCGAAAGCAAUGGAGCCGAUGACGAUGGUUAUCGACGGCCGCAAAUCUUCAUCGAUCAAUUGUUGGAACUCAAGGAAGACAAAAAGAUUGUAGAUAUCGAAAUAAUUCACAAUGUGUAUACCAUGAUCGUGGCGGGCUCGGACACGUCGGGUACUGAAAUGGGCUAUGCUGCACUGAUGCUUGCGUUAUAUCCUGAGAUCCAGGAAAAAGUUUACGAAGAAAUUGUGGAAGUGUUUCCUCUAGGGACUCCAGUCAACUUAAGCCCGGAGGCUCUGAAACAGUUAGAGUACUCAGAAAUGUUCAUCAAAGAAUGUCUUCGACUAUACCCAGUUGGUCCACACAUAAUGAGAGAAGCAAUUGCCGAUAUUAAACUGGACGGAAUGACGGUUCCAAAGGGAACAUACUUUUUAGUAAGCAUAUACAAUAUGCAUCGGAAAAAAGUAGUUUGGGGUCCGAACGCAGAUAAGUUUGAUCCAGAGAAUUUCUCCCCGGAACGGAGCGAGGGACGACAUCCGUUCGCGUUUCUUCCGUUCAGUGGAGGGAACAGGAAUUGUAUCGGUGGACGAUAUGCAAUGUACAGUAUGAAGAUUAUUCUGAUAAAUUUGUUGAGAAGUUUCAAGUUGUCAACUACGAUGAAAUUGGAAGAUCUGCAUUUCCAAUUCGAGGCUCUGCUGAGGUCAACCAACGAACCCAAAGUUAUACUAGAACCACGAACGUUGGCUUCACUUAGUCCAAGUUGGGAGCAAUAUAAGUCAUCAACAGUGUCCCUGACGCGUCCCUUCUGGGAAAACACACGACUUGUGAAAGUGAGUUUUGGGCCGAUUCCUGUGAUUUGCCCCACCCACCCGGAUUUGAUACAGAAGGUGCUGACCGAGGCUGCGAGUAUGGAAAAACCGUUCGUGUACCUCUUCCUGCGGGUGAAGCAAGGAUUGCUGACGGCGCAAUUGGCGUAUUUGAGAUGGAGAUACGGAUUCGCCGACAAUAUUCCCGAGGUCGAGCCUCUGGUACCGUUCUUCGGCAAUGGGUUGGAUUUUUGCCAGAAAAAUUCCCUGCAGACCUUCCACAAUCUAGUUCGAGCUUGGAACAGUACCGACAAGCGGUUCUUCAAACUGCGCUUCGGCCCAAUACCGGUGAUUUGUCCGGUUCAUCCUGAAGUGGUGGAGAAAGUGAUUUGUGAGCCAGCCUCUCUGGGGAAACCGUUCGUGUACAAAUUCAUGCGCGUCGACGAGGGACUGGCGGCGCAACCAUUUCUUACGAUUAUCCUCUCGCUGGUGCUGUACUUCCGCUGGCGGUAUGGAUUCGCCGACAACAUACCCGACGUGGGAGAUGUGAAACCCAUCAUCGGCAAUGGGCUGGAGUUUUGGCAGAAAAACUCCUUGAGCACCUUCACAAGUAUAAAUCAAGCUUUCCUCGGUACCGAGGAGCGACUAUUUAAGUUCCGAUUUGGACCCAUCCCGGUGUUCGCCCCGAACCAUCCGGAUGUGUUUUCCUUCGAUCCUCCGCGUGGUACAAGUGUAAAGCGUUGGGUGCGCGCGUGUGUUUACUAUAUUACGAUGAUCCCUGCACUGGCAUUGGUUGCAGUCAUUUGGACUUGCCUGUAUGUGUACUGUAGAAUAAGGUUCAAGUUUUCCGAGAAGAUACCGGGAGUGGAACCGCAAGUUACCUUCUUUGGCAAUGGACUGGAGUUCGCGCAGAAGAACUCGGUUCAGAUUUUCGAAAACCUGAAAAAGGCGUUCCGGAAUGACCAUAGGCUUUUCAUGCUGAAAUUUGGUCCGAUUCCUGUUAUCUGUCCGAACCAUCCGGAUCUCAUGCAGAAGGUUGUGGUGGAGACGGCCAGUCUGGAGAAACCGUUCGUGUACGACUUCAUGCAGUGUGGCCAGGGCUUGUUAACAGCUCCAUACGACAUCUGGAAGGUACACCGCAAGGUCCUGAACCCAACUUUCAACACUCGCAUCCUGAACAGCUUCAUACCAAUUUUCAACGACUGUGUGGCGAAAAUGAUCCGAAGCAUGAAGGAACAUGCGGAACCGGGCAAGGCCCUCAACAUCCUGGAGUACACAUCCCCCUGCACAUUGGGAAUGAUUUGUCGUACCUCUCUGGGUGGCAAGGUUCUGGAACGUGAAGGUACGGCCGAGUUCAUUGAAGGGCUGGAAAUCAUUCUCCGAAAUGUGGGUCUGCGUAUGUUCAACGCCAACCUGUAUCCGGAAUGGGUGUAUCGAUUCACCCGUUUCUAUCGCUGGGAGAUGGAUGCCCGGAAAAUUUGCUACGCUUUCACAGAUAAGAUCAUACAAGAAAAACAGGAAGAAUUCGCCAAAUUGAGACAACAAUUGGACUCGAAUAACAAUAUGAAAGAACCUAACAACAACUGCGAGGAAGACGAUGACGGCUUGUCCUAUAAAAAGCCGCAAAUCUUCAUCGAUCAGUUGAUGUCAAUUCCACUACCUGAUGGAAGACUUUUUUCGAAUGCCGAAAUUACGGAUCAUAUUUAUACGAUGAUCGCCGCUGGAAACGAAACGUCCGCUACACAAGCUGCCCACAUUGCUCUGCUGAUAGCAAUGCAUCCAGAGGUACAGGAGCGAGCGGUAGCCGAGAUAAAGGAAGUUAUGCCCACGCCGGACAUCGAACAUAGCCACGAAGUGCUGAAGCAACUGGUCUACCUGGAACGAGUAGUCAAGGAAGCACAGCGACUCUGCCCGGUAGCCGCCGUGUUCGGAAGAAAGACACUGUCCGACUUGCAGCUGGAUGAAUUCGUGAUUCCGAAGGGUAAUUUCUUCAUUCUGAACGUGUACGCACUUCAUCGGCGGAAAGAGUUCUGGGGAGACAACGCCGAAGCGUUCGAUCCGGAUCGUUUCUUGCCCGAGGAGUGCAAAAAGCGACAUCCCUUUGCCUACUUACCGUUUAGCGGAGGAGCGAGAAGUUGUAUCGGUAGUCGAUAUGCUAUGAUGAGUCUGAAAACAAUAAUAUCGGAAAUGCUGCGCAAUUUCAAACUGUCCACUGACAUUAAGUAUCAGGAUAUGAAGUUCAAGUUUAAAGUGUCUAUGCACUUAGCGUUUGAGCACAAAAUCUACUUGGAGCCUCGAAAUCUUUACGAAUAAUUUUGUUUGUUUGCUUUCUGUUUCUAGAUAAUGCACAAAGCUUUCUACGACCUCAAAAGUAAUCGACCAAAUACAUCACUUACUUGUAACGAUUCUUUGGAGGAAGAGCAACUCUUCACGAAGAAACUACAUCCAUUAGCAUUAGCUCAGCACACAUUAAAGCAAAAAAAAAUAAUUUAGAAUGGCUCAUUCGUUAGUUUUCUUGGAUACUUCGACUUCCUGGACAAACACAUACACACACGAUAGUUAAUUUGAACUUUCCAUGUUAA